GCUUCCCGGCGCCCGGUUCUGCUGGGCGGCGAUACCUCCUCUGAGGCCGCUCGGAGUCGGCUCCGCUCCUGCCAGCAGAGGCGGAACAGCGGCCAGUGGCGAAGUCCCGGGAAGAGAGGACGGGCUCCCCGCCGCGAGGAACAGGAGUAGAGCCGAAGCUGCUGCUGCCGCCGCCUCCUCGCCAUGCCCCGCGCUUUAGCCGCCUGCCUUUUCCUGCUCCCGCUCUGCGCCCGGGCUUUAGCUCUAAACGUUGCUGCAGAAGAUGUAAAGGACAGGACUGAGCAGCUGUCACAGACGUCAGAAAGAAGUGGAAACUCGACUAAAAUAAGCAUGGAACUAAAAGAAAUAGUAUUUGUCAUCCAGAGUCAAAGGAAUUCUUUUCAUUUGAAGAAAGCAGAUGAUCUAAAACAAAGUAUUUUCAAACAAGCUGCAGUUCUUGGAAAGGAGAUGCCCACAGUUCUGCUUAUUCAUCAGAUGGACAAGCAUGAAGGUGCAUGGACCAUUCUACCGUUAAUGCACGAUUUUUCUGUUACAUACAGCAGAAAUUCUUCAUGGUUUUUCUUCUGUGAAGAAGAUACAAGAAUACAUCUUGUAAAGCUACUGAAAAUACUUGAAGGAUAUGACAAGUCUAAGGAAUAUUUUUUAGGAAAAGCGUUACAUGACGAUGAAUCUACAAUUAUUCACCAUUAUGCAUUUGCAGAAAACCCUACAAUUUUUAAAUUUCCAGAUUUUGCUGCUGGCUGGGCACUUAGUAUUCCACUUGUCAAGAAGCUUGCAAAGAGGCUGAAGAAUGAACCUUUGAAGUCAGAUUUUACAAUAGAUUUAAAAUACGAGAUUGCGCUUUAUAUUUGGGAGAAAGGCAAUGGACCACAUCUCACCCCAGUGCCUGAGUUCUGUACAGAAGACUUUGACUUUCCUAAUGGUGCUCACUGUGCCACUACAUUUGCUAAUUUCCUCCCACUUUGUGGAGAUCCUGUGAAGAAAACAGAUAUCUUUGUUGCUGUAAAAACAUGCAGGAAAUUCCAUGGAGACAGAAUACCUAUUGUAAAGCAGACCUGGGAAAAAGAGGCCACUCUUAUUGAAUACUACAGUGAUUAUGCAGAAAGUUCAAUACCCACUGUUGAUUUAGGAGUGCCAAAUACUGAUAGAGGUCAUUGUGGGAAGACUUUUGCUAUUUUGGAAAGGUUUCUAAAGCACAGCCCUGCUGCAACACCUUGGUUAAUCAUUGUGGAUGAUGACACGUUAAUAAGCAUUUCUAGGCUCCAGAAAUUUCUCAGCUGCUAUGACCCAACCGAGCCAGUGAUUAUUGGAGAACGCUAUGGCUAUGGAUUGGGGUCAGGAGGCUAUAGUUAUAUCACUGGUGGAGGAGGGAUGGUUUUCAGUAGAGCAGCAAUCCAAAGAUUAUUUGCUAGUAAAUGCCGGUGUUACAGCAAUGAUGCCCCUGAUGAUAUGGUGAUUGGAAUGUGUUUCAGUGGUUUAGGAAUUCCAAUAACACACAGCCCUCUCUUUCAUCAGGCUCGGCCAAUGGAUUACCCAAAGGACUAUCUUUCCCACCAAGUUCCAAUAUCAUUUCACAAACACUGGAACGUUGAUCCAGUGAAAGUGUACUUCACAUGGUUGGCACCAGAACAGAAAGAUUUUCAAGAUGGACGUAAACAUGUCAGGGAGGACUUAUAAUCAUAUAUAUAU
Messenger RNA from Lacerta agilis (Sand lizard), 1689 nucleotides. It is a transcript of the gene B3GLCT, whose product is annotated as beta 3-glucosyltransferase. Lineage: Eukaryota; Metazoa; Chordata; Lepidosauria; Squamata; Lacertidae. The coding region runs from base 184 to 1677 and encodes 497 amino acids. The record is from RefSeq and is a predicted model, not a curated record. The transcript is spliced from 15 exons. Gene Ontology annotation, molecular function: acetylglucosaminyltransferase activity. Gene Ontology annotation, cellular component: membrane.